Saimiri boliviensis boliviensis (Bolivian squirrel monkey) is the source of this 1774-nucleotide messenger RNA. RefSeq names its product EARP complex and GARP complex interacting protein 1 (gene EIPR1). Gene Ontology annotation, molecular function: protein binding. Lineage: Eukaryota; Metazoa; Chordata; Mammalia; Primates; Cebidae. The record is from RefSeq and is a predicted model, not a curated record. Gene Ontology annotation, biological process: protein ubiquitination.
AUGCGCACAAGCCAGCGCCGCUGCCAUUGGUCGCUAUUGAGGAGCAGAUUGAUGACGCAACAGAAAAAGGAGGAAGUGGCCACUACGGAAGCUGUUCUGGGCCAGAAAGACUUCCCGUUUGGAGCUGUUUGCUGUGGGGAGGGAAUGAAUGGGCGCUGGGAACACGCCCGCGAGGUUGGGACGCGCCGGUAGUAGCUAGGGCCUUAGAGUGUGAGUGGCCGGGGUCGGGUCGCUUCCCCGCAGCAUGGAGGACGAUGCGCCAGUGAUCUACGGGCUGGAGUUCCAGGCACGUGCUUUAACACCUCAAACUGCAGAAACAGAUGCCAUUCGCUUUCUGGUUGGGACGCAGUCUCUUAAAUAUGAUAAUCAGAUCCACAUCAUAGAUUUUGACGAUGAAAAUAACAUUAUAAAUAAAAAUGUCCUCCUCCAUCAAGUGGGUGAAAUCUGGCACAUCAGUGCGAGUCCUGCAGACAAAGGCGUGCUGGCGACCUGCUACAACAGAACUUCAGACAGCAAAGUCCUGACAUGUGCAGCCGUGUGGAGGAUGCCGAAGGAAUUGGAAUCAGGCAGCCACGAGUCCCCUGACGAUUCAUCCAGCACUGCGCAGACCCUGGAGCUGCUCUGUCACCUUGACAACACAGCCCACGGCAACAUGGCCUGUGUCAUGUGGGAGCCAAUGGGAGACGGGAAGAAAAUCAUUUCAUUGGCUGAUAACCAUAUCCUGCUGUGGGAUUUACAGGAAAGCUCAAGCCAGGCUGUGCUGGCCAGCUCAGCCUCUCUGGAAGGGAAGGGACAGCUGAGGUUCACCUCAGGGCGGUGGAGCCCGCACCACAACUGCACCCAGGUGGCCACAGCCAGCGACACCACCCUCCGUGGCUGGGACACCCGGAGCAUGAGCCAGAUCUACUGCAUAGAGAAUGCCCACGGACAGCUGGUGCGGGACCUGGACUUCAAUCCCAAUAAGCAGUACUACUUGGCCAGCUGCGGAGACGACUGCAAGGUGAAGUUCUGGGACACCCGAAAUGUCACCGAGCCCGUGAAGACCCUGGAGGAGCACUCCCACUGGGUGUGGAACGUCCGCUACAACCACUCUCACGACCAGCUGGUCCUCACUGGCAGCAGUGACAGCAGAGUCAUCCUUUCCAACAUGGUGUCCAUCUCGUCGGAGCCCUUUGGCCACUUGGUAGAUGACGAUGACAUCAGUGACCAGGAGGACCACCGUUCCGAAGAGAAGAGUAAGGAGCCCCUGCAGGACAACGUCAUCGCCACCUACGAGGAGCACGAGGACAGCGUCUACGCCGUGGACUGGUCCUCGGCUGACCCAUGGCUGUUUGCCUCCCUGAGCUAUGACGGGAGGCUGGUUAUCAACAGGGUCCCCAGGGCCCUGAAGUACCACAUCCUGCUGUAACUCGAGGCUCUGGGUUAUAGAGGUUCCACUGCGUGGUUAUCCUGGUGGCAGAUUCCCACAUAGUCGCAGCUCUGCGGAGGUGAUUGGUCUUCCAGGUGACUUCCUCUCUGGGAUAGCCGUGUGGCCUUCCUCCAGCUGCAGCGUUUAUGAGUGGGGUGGUUGGGCUGCUGUCCGUGGCACAGCCUGUGAGGAGCCUGUGAGGAGCCUGUGAGCGUGGGGUCCCCAAACACUGGAGGUGGAGCCCCAUGUUGUUAUGUGAAUAACACGUUUUCUGUUUAAGGGGUGUUGGGAGUUUCUCUUUUUAAAAAAAGUCUUUUCCUGUAAGAGUAACUCUUUCUCUUGAGAGUAAAACAUGAACUAAGUCCA